Cavia porcellus (domestic guinea pig) is the source of this 1744-nucleotide messenger RNA. RefSeq names its product spexin hormone (gene Spx). Gene Ontology annotation, biological process: positive regulation of gastro-intestinal system smooth muscle contraction. The coding region runs from base 156 to 476 and encodes 106 amino acids. The record is from RefSeq and is a predicted model, not a curated record. Gene Ontology annotation, cellular component: cytoplasm. The transcript is spliced from 6 exons. Gene Ontology annotation, molecular function: neuropeptide hormone activity. Lineage: Eukaryota; Metazoa; Chordata; Mammalia; Rodentia; Caviidae.
ACACCUUUACGUAUGGUCCCUAUGGGAUUCCCUCAUCUACGCAGAUGGGGAGGUGUUCCUGCCACUAAGCCUUUAAAAACCCCAAAUUCCGAACAAGCUUUAAAAACCCACCGGAAAAGUUAAGGCUUUCCCAGGAUUCUGGAAAGGAGCGGAACAUGAAAGGACCCAGCAACCUGGCAGCCACGACCUUGGCUCUUCUCCUGGUGUUUUCCGUUCUGGGAGACACCCGCGGCGCUCCGCAGAGACUUCUGGAGAGGAGGAACUGGACGCCACAAGCUAUGCUGUACCUGAAGGGGGCACAAGGGCGCCGCUUCCUCUCCGACCAGAGCCGCAGGAAGGACCUCUCGGACCGGCUGCCUCCAGAAAGACGAAGCCCAAAUCCCCAAUUACUACCUCUUCCAGAGGCUGCAGCCCUGUUGCUGGCUUUGUUAUCGAAACCACAAGAAGAUAGAGAAGAAAAAUUUGAUCGAAGCUGAUUUCUACAAGACAGAAUGCUUAGCUGGUGAAAAUACACAGGAUUAUAUUCAAGUGUACAUCUAUUCUUGUUGAAAAUAUAAAUCAUGUGAAUAAAAUAAUUGGACCCUUUUUACUUCAUUGUAAUCCUAGAAACAUGCAUCAUUCAUUUGAUUUUUUUGGAAACAAAAGAAAAUGUAGAAUUCUCUUUCCUUCCUUGUUUCAGGCCCGGUGUAAAUCACCUUGUAUAUUGCUCUUGAGUUUUUAGAGCAUUUCUAACGAUUGGCUGGAUACUCUUAACGUUUUCUUUCUUUCUGUCAGGACCAGUACCUGUCUUUAUCUUAGUUGUUGGGUUUUCAUUACAUUACAUAUCUGUAUUUUAUUAUUCCUCAGCAAUGAUUCUUUCGCUGUUUAUCCUUUUUUCUCAUUCCCCAAAGAGGCAGAUAUAUGGUAAGAUGGGAAAGACUGUGCCUCUCUGUAGUUCAUCCAGGGAGAUAAGCUGUUAAAAAGGGAAGUGGGAUGGCUGGGAAGAAGCAUCGUGAAAAGACCGCGUCAGUGUGGUCGGUGAGAGAAGGUAGGUAAGGCUGCGACCGUGGAAGGUUUGCUGAAGACCUGCAACCAGAAGCCACCUUGCGCUCUGAAGGGAUCCCAAGUUCAGUGAAGAAACACAGAUUUAAAUAUUCUUGAGAAACAGAGAAAGAGACACUCUGCUCGUGUAUAUGUUGUACAAAAGGAAUGAACCAGUCUUUUAAAGGUAAAAUCAUUUUCCGUGGCUAACCAGAGUCAGUGGAGUCCAACACUGCUCACCGUAACUGGCUAAGUUCCUAGGCUAUAGUUACCCCAGUAACACAGUAUACCUAAUAAACCUAAUUUGCUUUUUUCCAAAGUCAGUCUGGUCUCAAUAUCAUCUCAACAGACACACACACACACACACACACACACACACACACACACACACACACACACCUAUGGAAAUCAUAGUAAUUUAUCUGGAGUUACAAGAUCACAUUAUUUUUACCUGAUCAACUCGGAGUUGUUCCCCAUAAAUGUCUUAAGUGGAAAGUACUGUUAAUUAUUAUUGUUAUCAGUAUGUAGACAUUACUUAAUAGCCAAAUAAUAUGCUAUAUGAAUGCCUCUGUAAUUCAAAAUGAUGCUUUCACUGUUAAUCAAAAUCAUGCUUAUAACAUUGUCUGCAUUUUGUUUAAAAAUUGAAUAAUGAAGCCCUAUGCAAGUUAAUGUAAUAUUUAUCUCUGCCAAAAAUAUACAAUUAAAAAACUGCAUAGCAUUAUAA